Messenger RNA from Teleopsis dalmanni, 802 nucleotides. RefSeq lists its product as uncharacterized. The record is from RefSeq and is a predicted model, not a curated record. NCBI's taxonomy places the organism in Eukaryota, Metazoa, Arthropoda, Insecta, Diptera, Diopsidae. The transcript is spliced from 3 exons. Bases 23 to 802 code for a protein of 259 amino acids.
UCGGCGAUAUAAUUUCAUAACAAUGAGAAGUUUAUUUAUAACGACACUUUUGUGUUUUUUAGCCGUUUCAGCAAACGGAAGUGUUGAAUAUGCAAGCCAAUCAAACUCACUUAAUUUUGGUAGUGUCUUCAAAUCCUACAUAUUGGCAAUAAAGCGUAUAAUGCCUUGUGGUUAUCCUGCAUGGAAUCUUCCUGUAUUAGCACCUAUAACCUUGGAUUACUAUACUUAUAAUAUGACUGGUCAAAAUUAUGAACUCAAUGGUAAUCUCUCUAAUCUCAUCUUUACUGGUUUAAAUGAUUUCACUUUAAUUGAAUUUGAAUAUAAUACAACAACAAAUCACUUCAGCUAUGAUGCUAUUUUUACAAACAUGCAGCUCCUUGGAGAAUAUUUUAUAGACGCUUUGAUUGAACUUGGUGCAAUACCAUUAAACUUGAAAGGAAGUGGAGUACUUAACUGGAACUUUUUGAAUUUACGUGUAAUUGGCAGCUUCGAUUUGGUGUCCAGUCAAAUAAUACAAAAUGGUGUUGGUAUAGCAAACACAAAAUAUAAUUUUUUGUUUGGUGAUAUAAUUAAUGAAAGCUGGAAUGAUUUAUGGGAUAUACCUGUGAAUAACUUCAAUAACUAUUGGUCUAGUGAAACUCUAAAAAUGCUCUCUCAAGAGUUGCAGCCGCUUGUAAAUAAAUACUAUGGUGAUGUUGUUACACCCACUAUGAAUCGUUUGUUAGCCGGUUUCACUAUGGAGGAAUUAUUAGCAUUCUUAGUUAAUGGUACUAUGGAAUUAAAUGCUGUUAGCUGUACUUGA